AUGUCAGGAUUUACAUUCCGCAAAGAGUCAGUACUACCAAACCAUAAUCCAUCAUCACCAUUCUAUCAUAACCUCCCACCAUAUGACUCAAUACCCAUAGAUCAACUUGUGGACUUUUUCAAGUAUUGGAAAUAUUUCAUCAGAGCAAUAAUCAUCUAUUUCAAAGAGAUCACAUUAGUAAAACAGUUGGAAGCUAAUUUGCAUUAUCAGCUACUUUCAUCAGUCCAGUUCCCUGGCUGUAGGGAUUUGCCAACCAAGAUCAUCCACGAAAUAAAUAUUGCCAAUACUGUCACAACUCCUCCUAGGGAACUUAAAAAAACUUUGUCGAAUUCAAGCUUGAAUAGUUUGAAUAAUGGGUCAACUACAUCUUUGACACCUGCACCACUAACUCCAGCCCGUCCACCAUUGUUAAAAUCCAUGUCUGCAAAUAACUCCUCAUUCCUUUUCAAGAAUGCAACUACCAAUAAUUUCCACAAGAAGAACGCAUCAGCUCAUUCAAUAAAACUGUUUAAUGAAUCUUCUGCUUCCUUACCGGAUAGCCCACCUACAAGCACAGAUAUCAACACUAAUGAUGUCAAGAUCCCACCACAUUUCUUUCCUGAAGAUUCCUUAUAUACCAACUUACCAGCAAUUUUAUUGAGUCACCACCAUACUGAAUACAAUAGAAACAUGAAAUUGCAUAGAGAUCUUAACAAUAAACUUAUUCCAAGAUUAGAAAGCUUGUUAAAGAAGCUUUCAAGCAAAAUUAAGGAGAUUAAGACCACUCUCAAGAAUGAAUCAUUUGCCAAUACUGACUUAUCCAAAGAAAUUAGCAGAACUGGUAAGGUUGUGGCUAGAUAUAUGUCUGCUGUUGAAACAUAUAGUGAUAAUUCCCCAGUAAUUAAUGGGAAGAAGGAAGGAGGAGAUCUAGAAGGAGAAGCAAUCCUUGACGAUCCCUUGUUGGUGAAGUUGAAGUUAGAUUUUCAGUUGAAGUCCCAAUUGUUGGUGGAGAACUAUAUGUUUGCCUCAUAUGUUAAUUUACAAAAUAUUUCUAGGGAUUUAUACAUAUACAUCAACAAGGAGUUGAAUUGGAUAGUUGACAAGUUUGGAAAAUUACAAUUGAACAAUGAUUAUUAUCAAUUCUUGAAACUGCAAAUAAGUCCAUCACCACAAUCAGAUUGGGAAUAUUUCAUUUCUAAUAAUCCCAACUUUCUCAAUGUUUACAAGUCAACUCCAAAUAACCCCAAGAGGGAAAUUAGAAAGUUUAAUGAUAUUGAAUUGCCAUAUAGUAAUUCCGUCCAUAACAAAUGUUUAAGAUCGGGACUUCUUUACAAGAAAUCUAAAUUAUUGAAGAGCUAUAAUUUAUAUUAUUAUGUCUUGUCGUGUAAUUAUCUUCACGAAUUUAAAUAUGAAACUGAAGGAUUAUCAUCAAAAAAGGUUAAGCAGGGUAAACUUGGUGGAUUUAUAACUCAUGAUAUGGAACCAAUACAUUCUUAUAAUUUGAAUGAAUGUGCCAUUAUUGAUGAAGAUGAUAGUGGGUUUAAGUUCCAAUUGGCUAGGAAUUCGAAUGCAUUCAAGAAAAUAAAGUUUAAAUGUGUUGAUGAACAAGAGUAUGUUGGUUGGGUUGAUGAUUUGAGAGAAUUGUUAAGAUUUGGUUGUCACCAUUAUGGCAGAUUCUCGAUGUUACAAAAUAGAUUGUCUAUGAAUGAGCAACCAAAGGAAGAACAAAAACAAGAAGGAAGAAAUAAGAAGGGAUUGAGCCUUAACUUAAAUGACAACGCUUUAGCAAACGCAUUUGUUCCUCAAAUCAAAACGCCUUCGUUUGAACCACGCGAUACUUCGUUUGCUUUUACAAGUACUUCAAAUAGUGGUUCAAACAAUUCCUCGCCUACAUCAACACCAAUGGGCAAAUCUCCAAAUAUUUCAUCACUCAAUUUAGCAGCUCAACAUCAAGAAUUUUUAGAAUUUCAACAAAAAUUAAUGAGCAGAAAACAACAACUGAGUAUUGAUGAGUUGCAGAGUAAGUUACAAUCAUAUCAAGAGCAGCAACAGCAACAUCCACAGCAACAAUUUUCAAGUUAUUUAUCGAAUGAUUCUUUAGAUUCAUAUAGUCUAGGUAAAGGAUCGGUGACUAUGAAACAAAAGGGAAAUGCUAAUUUUACCUUUCCUGUGGAUGAUGAGGACAAUUCAAUUGAUCCUAAUUCUCAUGUUGAGUCAACUAGUCUCCCAGCUCUCAUGGUUAGUGAUCACUAG
Spathaspora passalidarum NRRL Y-27907 is the source of this 2232-nucleotide messenger RNA. RefSeq lists its product as uncharacterized. The record is from RefSeq and is a predicted model, not a curated record. The transcript has a single exon. The coding region runs from base 1 to 2232 and encodes 743 amino acids. Lineage: Eukaryota; Fungi; Ascomycota; Pichiomycetes; Serinales; Debaryomycetaceae.